This is a messenger RNA of Auanema sp. JU1783, 1014 nucleotides long. The record is from the annotation of a GenBank genome assembly. NCBI's taxonomy places the organism in Eukaryota, Metazoa, Nematoda, Chromadorea, Rhabditida, Rhabditidae.
AUGGUCUGUGUGCUAGGAAUCGAAGGUUCUGCCAAUAAAAUUGGUGUCGGGAUUAUUAGAGACGGUGUUGUUCUCUCUAAUCCAAGAGCGACUUUUCAUGCUCCUCCCGGCGAAGGCUUCAGACCCAGUGAAACUGCACAACAUCAUAGACAACAAAUUCUCAAAAUGCUCACCAAAGCUCUGAAAGAAGCUAAUAUAACUGAUCCAGAAAAAGAAAUCGAUGGCAUAGCCUUCACGAAAGGACCCGGCAUGGGAGCACCUCUUCAAGUUGGAGCUGUGGUUGCGCGAACUCUUUCUCAAGUUUGGUGUAAACCAAUCGUCCCUGUAAAUCAUUGUAUUGGUCAUAUUGAAAUGGGACGUCUCAUCACGGGGGCUGAUAAUCCAGUUGUCCUAUAUGUUAGUGGAGGAAACACUCAGGUGAUCUCCUAUUCCAACCAAAAGUACUGCGUGUUUGGUGAAACGAUAGAUAUCGCUGUCGGUAACUGCCUGGACAGAUUCGCUAGAGUGAUUAUGCUCCCAAAUAAUCCGAGCCCAGGCUUCAACAUAGAACAAGCCGCCAAAAAAGGUUCAAAACUGUUGGAAUUGCCCUAUACUGUCAAAGGAAUGGACGUUUCUUUCUCCGGUCUACUCUCUUUCAUCGAGAAACGAGCUCCUCAGCUUUUAAAGAAAGGAGAGUAUACCAAGGAAGACCUGUGUUUCUCAUUGCAAGAGACAGUCUUUGCUAUGCUCGUAGAAAUAACGGAGAGAGCAAUGGCUCAUACGAACAGCAGCGAAUUACUGAUAGUUGGGGGCGUAGGAUGUAAUGAGCGCCUACAGCAAAUGGCUUCUAUAAUGUGUGAGGAGCGAGGAGCUAAACUGUUCGCAACAGAUGAGCGUUUCUGUAUCGACAAUGGAGCCAUGAUAGCGCAAGCGGGUUGUUUGAUGCUCCAGACAAACUCAGAUGUGAAACUGAAGCAAACUGCGAUCGUCCAGCGAUAUCGAACUGACCAAGUUGACGUGAUCUGGAGGUCUUGA